CUCGUAAAGAAGUCGACGAAUUUAGAUCGGUAGUGAGUGAUAGCAGAUUUGAUUUUGGAGUUAUAGAAGAAAAAAUUUCGGAUGAGGCUUAUAACUCGGCUGAAAUUUCAGAACAUGAUAUUAUCGUCACCACUUAUAGAGAUAUGUGCCGAAAUAUCGAGAACUUAAUCGCUGGUCGAUUAAGCCAAAGAUUUCGUGUCUUAGAAGAUAGAUGUAGAUUCUUAGAAGAUAGACGUAGAUUUUUGGAAGAUAGAUACUUACGAUGUGAUCGUGGCUAUGCCACUGACAUUCCUGAUAUUGAUAACACUUCAAAUUCUGAUAUAUAUCAAGAGACUAACAUGUUAAUAUCAUUGCAAAGUAAUAAGACUCCACCUAUAUGCGCGAAGUCUAAAUCGUCAGAGGAUAAAAAAUUGGAUGGUUUUCUGGAUCAGAAAGAAAAGGAAAAGGUUAGCGAUAUGAUGAUAAAGAAGAACAGGUAA
Racocetra persica is the source of this 479-nucleotide messenger RNA. The record is from the annotation of a GenBank genome assembly. NCBI's taxonomy places the organism in Eukaryota, Fungi, Glomeromycota, Glomeromycetes, Diversisporales, Gigasporaceae.